This is a messenger RNA of Didymella exigua CBS 183.55, 1611 nucleotides long. RefSeq names its product cytochrome P450. Lineage: Eukaryota; Fungi; Ascomycota; Dothideomycetes; Pleosporales; Didymellaceae. The transcript has 4 exons. The coding region runs from base 1 to 1611 and encodes 536 amino acids. The record is from RefSeq and is a predicted model, not a curated record. Gene Ontology annotation, molecular function: monooxygenase activity; heme binding; oxidoreductase activity, acting on paired donors, with incorporation or reduction of molecular oxygen.
AUGAUCGCCAACAACUUGACCCUCGUGCUUCGCCAAUACUGGCCUUUGACAGUUGUCGUUGCCAUAUCCUUUUACCUAGCUCAUCGUUAUUUCAAUCGAGGGUUGAACAGAUAUCCAGGACCAAUUCUGUGCGCUCUCACGGACUGGUACAGGUUUUUCAAAGCCUGGCAAAGAACGCCUGAACGAUGGCACAUCAACUUGCAUGAUAAACAUGGAGACGUUGUACGUCUUGGGCCAAAUUGCCUCUCUUUCAGCAACCCAAAGUCUAUCAAGGACAUAUAUGCCUUGGGUAAAGGAUUUACAAAGUCGGACUUUUAUCCUGUACAGAUGGCGACUUCAAAAGAAGGAAAGAGACUACCGACGUUGUUCAGCACCCAAUCAGAGGAAUAUCACUCGCAACUGAAGCGUAGUGUAAACAGCGCCUUUACCAUGUCCGCUCAAAUGCAAUAUGAGCCCGUUUUCGACUCUGUCAAUCAGAUCUUCCUCCAGCAGACACAGAAACGCUUUGCGGAUACCGGAAAGUAUUGUGACUUUUACCAAUGGCUCCAAUUCUAUACUUUUGACGUCAUUGGUGAUCUAGUUUACUCCCGACGCCACGGCUUCUUGGAGAGCAACCAUGACAUUGAAGGAAUUGUUAAGGGGAAUUCCGCGCUUUUUGACUACGCAGCAGUGGUCGGUCAAGUCCCGUUUCUGGACAAACUCUGGAAGAAGAACCCACUCAAACUCCUGGCCUCUAGGUACGGGCUAAUAGACUCCUCUUAUCCUGUCUCACGCUUUGCAAAAGCUCGUCUUGCCGAACGACAUCCUUCUGGGGAGGUCUUCUCUAAAGAAAAUCUUGCUUGGCAACGAGAAAAGACGGACAUGCCACAAGACUUCCUCUCCAAGUUCAUCCAGGCAAAACACGACAGACCAGAUUUCUUCAACGACCAGCUUGUGGUCACCAUGUGUGUUUCUAUGGCAUUCGCAGGUUCCGAACCAGCAGCUGUAUCCAUAAGUGGAGUCUUCGCCUCACUCAUGAGAAACCCCAGAUGCCUGAAGAAGGUUUAUGAGGAGCUUGAUCAAAAAGCGUUAGAUGGUCACUUCAAAGAUAACGAUACAGGCGCGCUUACAUGGGCGGAAAGCCAGGGUCUUCCGUACCUUGACGCCUGCAUCAAAGAGGCAUUCCGUCUCCACCCUGCUCCAGGGCUGCCAUUUGAAAGGGUUGUUCCGCCAGAAGGAGUCAAUAUCAACGGCGAAUUCAUCAAGGGCGGCACAAUUGUAGGAUGCAAUGCAUGGGUUAUCCAUCGUCGCCAAGAGAUUUUCGGUGCUGAUCUCGAAGAGUAUGUACCAGAGCGCUGGCUCGUGGACCCUUCUCAAAACAAAGAGUUGGAAAUUGCUAGGAUCAAAGAAAUGGACUACUGUAUCAUGAGCUUUGGCAAAGGGCCACGGGUCUGUCUCGGUAAACACAUUGGUAUGAUGGAAGUCUACAAACUCAUCCCAGCAGUUCUGCGAAGAUUUGAGAUAGAGUUAGAUGAAGGGUCACGCGAACCCCGUUUUCGCAAUGGCUGGUUUGUCAGACCAGUAGAAUUUAAAGUAAGAUUUAAGAAUCGGAAGCUUGUUAAGCCAGCAUAA